Molecule: messenger RNA, 1329 nt
Organism: Neoarthrinium moseri
Lineage: Eukaryota; Fungi; Ascomycota; Sordariomycetes; Amphisphaeriales; Apiosporaceae
Exons: 1
Coding region: 1-1329 (442 amino acids)
Molecular function (GO): metal ion binding; ATP binding
Source: RefSeq, a predicted model, not a curated record
AUGACUAAGGGAUUGACUCUUGCCCGUGCAUUUUAUCUUACUGGCCAUCGUGUCAUCGGAGCAGAUUUUGAGAGCACCGGCAUCCCAUGCUCUGGAAGAUUUUCACACAGCAUUUCUGUGUUCCGAACUUUGCAAAAACAGAACGCAGCCAACACUAAAGCGGAAUACACACACCAGGUUCUGAGGAUAAUUAAGGAUGAGGGCAUAGAUCUUUGGGUUUCCUGCUCAGGAGUAGCCACCUCGCUAGAUGACGCUAGAGCAAAGGAACUUAUCGAAGAAUCUACUCCGUGCAAAUGUGUUCAGUUUGGAGUACGGGAGACGGCGUUAUUGCACCAGAAGGACUCUUUCAUGCGAGAAGCAGACCAGCUCGGCCUUGCAGUUCCUCAGACCUAUAGCGUGUCUUCAACCGAGGAUGUACUUCAGGUUCUGUCAAAUAAUCGGAACACUUACCCGGAGCGGAAGUUCAUUCUCAAGACUGUCGACGUGGACGACGUUCACCGAGGAGAUAUGAGUCUGCUCCCUUUUCGGUCCGACUUCGAAACACAAGAGCACGUGGUUCAUCUUCCAAUAUCGCCAUCUAAACCUUGGAUCCUCCAAGAGUAUAUUCCAGGAGGCGAAGAGUACUGCUCUCACUCACUGGUCGUCCGAGGAGAGGUCAAGUGUUUCGUGGCAUGCCCCAGCGCUGAGCUGCUGAUGCACUACCGUGCCCUGCCACGAACCUCUCCACUCUCGAGAGCGAUGCUUGCUUUCACGCGCGAGUUCGUCUUACGCUCGGCCCACCCUGAAUUGCUCACCGGCCACCUGAGUUUUGAUUUCAUGGUCAAGGAUACCUCAAUUAGUGAGAAAGGCCUUGCAAGGUCAAUAUACGCAAUAGAAUGUAAUCCACGGGCGCAUACGGCUGUGGUACUAUUUGCUCAGAAAGGCCAUGAAAUGGAAGAAAUGGUUGAAGCUUACAUCUCCACACUCGAAAAAGCACCUGCAGACCCCCAAGUGGUGUUCCAACAGGACGGAUUAAGCGAAGAUUCGAUCAUAACACCAUCCAGUCCCCUGCCGCGCUAUUGGAUUGGCCAUGAUCUUGUUAGUCUGGUAUUCCAUCCCGCUAUUCACUGGGUGAUGGGGAAAUUGAAGGCCUCCGACUUUCUAGAGUCAUGCGAAGUAUUUGUCGUUCACGUUGUUUCGUGGAAGGAAGCCAUUUUUGAGACUUGGGAUCCCGUUCCAGUCUUCGCUCUCUACCAUAUCUAUUGGACCCUAACAAUCUUCUCGGCAUGGCUAUGGGGUCAACGGUGGAGCAGGCUCAACGUCAGUACGACAAAAGUGUUCGCAAGUUAA